Messenger RNA from Neurospora crassa OR74A, 1148 nucleotides. RefSeq lists its product as hypothetical. NCBI's taxonomy places the organism in Eukaryota, Fungi, Ascomycota, Sordariomycetes, Sordariales, Sordariaceae. The transcript is spliced from 2 exons. The coding region runs from base 1 to 498 and encodes 165 amino acids. The record is from RefSeq and is a predicted model, not a curated record.
AUGAUCCAUCCCUGCGCGGCCCGCCCCGUUUCCCUGGUCCCUGGGUGUCUAGACUACACCGAGGAAAAGUACUCCCCCUCAACAGCAGCCAUCUCUGCAGCCAAUCGCGCCCACAUCACCAUCGACAAGCUGAAGAGUUGUACCGCGACCAGAAUCCUCCAAUCACAACCCCAAGUCGCCCUCCAAAGGAUCAAAAGCCAUCGUCACAAUAGCGGCUUGCAUCGAACAAGAGCAGAUUUCGAUUUCCUUCCCCACCAGCCGUCUUGGGUAUCAACACCUCCACUGGCCUUCAUACUGCUAGCUACCUACUUCGGCCGUGAUGCGUCUCUCGGUCCCGAUGGCAGACGCAGACGGGGCGCCACCGCAAAGCCUCUCCGCUGCAUGUGUGUGAUACGGACACCAGCCCGAGGAAGGCCUGUCGGCCAUUUUCAUGUCAGCGUCUCGGCCUCUUUGAAUGGCGAGGCGGACGGUCUUCACCCGUACAGGGUCGCUGCUUAAGCCAUUGUGUAACGGAAUAUGCCAAAGGCCAGCAUCCCCUUCCCACUGCACCCAUCCGCCUUUGCGCGCAUAACGCCACGGAAACCAAGUCACCUUGUCCCUCAAACGACAGUCUGUUGUGCUCGAGACUGUCUCGCUGUCAAAGUAUGCCAGGGACUACCCAUACCAAAUCUUCCACUCCUUCUCCAGCUCCAAUACAACAGCUCAGGGUCAUUGACUCGGAGCAGGUCAGUUAGCAGGUAUUUUCCCUGAUCCAUUCGUACCAGAUGAACAACCUACGCCAGUGGCUUUUCAGCAGACAAUUUGGCGUCGAGAUGAUGCCGACUUUCGGGAUAAUCCCAAUGUCGUGCAACACCGCCAUCCUUUAUUUUUACUUUCGGCACAGCACGCCAAGUGGUCAAGAUGCCAUAGAGACCCCGGCCACGUCAAUACUCAGAGCAGCACCCCAAGCAGGAAGCCUUUGGACUGUGAUGUGUAAUUGCCGGUCUGCUCUUUGCAUACCCAAACUGCUUCCGCAUCAACACAAGGCAUGUGUCGUUCGCGACCCUCACCAGGGUACUUGUUCUUGAACACGGCAUUCACCUCGAUUCUGAAGAACCCCAGUUGGAUUGAAACCUGCUGAAGAAAAAAAGAAGAAAAAGAAGAAAAAA